Molecule: messenger RNA, 1029 nt
Organism: Sordaria macrospora k-hell
Lineage: Eukaryota; Fungi; Ascomycota; Sordariomycetes; Sordariales; Sordariaceae
Source: RefSeq, a predicted model, not a curated record
AUGGCCGCAUUAAUGGGUGACGUCUUUACCGAUACUCCUCGCUUCCACGACAGGAUGCACUCCUCUCAACACUAUCAAAGCCCCUCCCACUCGUCAUCCUCGCCAUCGACGACGACUACCUCCUCCGCCGCCGGCACCCGCCCAAGAACAACCUCGAUUCAUAACCCUCAGUCUCGCCCGAGUCCGAGCCCCAGGAGGCAGGCCUCCGCGACCGCCACUACCCCAAUCCCACGAUGUGCUUCCUCCUCUCAGCAGCAACAACAACACCACCCUCAAGGUUGGAUCGAGUCCACACCAAACACCGAUGACGCACAGACAAAGCAUCAACAACACCAAGAGUCCACUGGGGGCGCCUCCCGCUUCCCUUCCCCGCCUUCGUCCGCUUCUCCAAACAGACCUCUCCGACAACAGCUGCAUGGCGUCCACGAUACAGUCCCAACACAACCGUCUGACCCGUCUUCAGCCUCAUCUUCCACCGCUUCGUCUACUAGCACCGCAGCUACCGUAAUCCCCGCCGACCAUUCCGGGAUUGCGAGGGGUAUUCCUUCUCCGGCCCCGGACGCCGAUAACAACACCACCCGCACCUGGCGGCCCAGCCACCGUACUGUUCCGUCCAACAACCGCAUCCCAAUCCUUGACCAAGCCAACACCCCCACUGCUCGCACCCCCAACUACCAACAAGCUCACCAACUUCCCCCUCCACCCCAGCCCAAGGUUAUCAACAUCCGCGACCUUCACCACAUUCAGGCCCUCGUUCAACAAGAUGGCCACCCGCUCUCCGCCUCCUCCGGGACUGGCAACGGCAUGCUUACCGACGACCUCCCGCUCCAACAAAUGCGCUACGAAAUCAGCGGGAUGCCCAUCUCGGAUAUCAUCGAAAUGGUGGCGGCACUGUUGACCAAGAUCACGACGACCAACGACUUGCAGCAUGACGCUUUGCAAAGAAAUCAGGUGCAUUUGAGACAGGCGAGCACAGGCUCGACACCAAGAGGAACGACAACGACGAGAGAAGGAAGGGGAGGAAAAUAA